Symbiodinium pilosum is the source of this 1929-nucleotide messenger RNA. Lineage: Eukaryota; Dinophyceae; Suessiales; Symbiodiniaceae. The record is from the annotation of a GenBank genome assembly.
AUGCCAGGUAUUGCAAACAAGGAGCUCCUGCUGCGUCUCCUCGAAGACGUGCAUGAGGUUUACGAUGUGUUGUUGUCCUGUGUCGAGACCUACGAAUGGGUUCAGCCUGGGGCAACAGGCCUCUUGCGGCUGUGGAUGCUUCAGGUUCUUUUUGCCAUCUUUGGCGACACCUUGACAGGCCUCAUGCUCAUGGAGCUGACGGACAAUGACGUCGCAGGUGCCGUCAGCCUCAUCUCCUUCAUAGUCCGCUGUGACCAGGCACCCUUCGAGAUGCAAUCAGCAGCAGGGCAGUGCCUGGUCCAGCUGACCACAGCCGACUCCGUGUUCCUGUCCAAGACUGAUGCAGGCGGUGAGGAUUGGCAGAAUGAGCAAAUUGCCAAGCUCACGAGCAUGCUGAAUCGUCAUGUGAAUGGCUUGAUUCAGGGCAUCAUUCAGUUCGACAUCGUAGAAGCCUUUGGCCGAUGUAUCUGCCAGCAUCAAAUGAGUCAUGCUUGGACGGAUAUCAUUGUGAAGUACUUCCUUACGACGAUCCACAACUGCCUCCUGUACUGCUCUGCGAAUCAGAAGAAGCUCAGGCAGCAUCUUGCAACGCAGAGUACCAUUGUCCAGGACAUCAUGAUUCCGUACGUUUACAACAUUCUUCCGGCCUUGUUCGACAAUCCUGCUUGUGGCCCGGCGCUGAUCGAGUGGCAGAACCUCAAGGCUACAUUGCAGACGUUUGUCGUUGUCACCUUCAACAUCAAUGUCUUCCGACCACAUUUGCGGGACUCAGACAUGAUCCCCAAAAUCUGCGAGGUGCCUCGCAUCCUUACUCAUAUUUCCAUGCUGGAGCUGCUGGUUAAAAUGGCCAUCAAUGUGGACUUCCCCAAGGGUCCGUAUUGCGAGAAGCUCACGCAGACUUUCCAGGCGGCCUUCGAGCAACUCCCCGAAGAGAGCCAGGCCCGCCUUCAGCGGCGGAUGACAGCCGAGCAGAGCAUGCGCCUGCCCUUCUCGAGAUCUUCCGUGAAGGCAGUUGAGCUGCUCUCUUUCGCAUUUGGUGCGCCAGAGGCUUCGCCUGAAGCAGCAGCCGCCAACCACUCGACCAAACAAAAGAAGUGGCGGAACGCCAAGAACAAGGCCAGAAGGAGAAAGAAGCUCUUCUCCAUGCAGGCCUCGAACAAAAAUGGCGAAGAGCCUGAAGCCGACGAUGAACAGGGCGAGGAGUCUGAUGAUGACAUGCCUCCGCUUAUUCCUGGCGAUGAAUGGGAAGCGCACCUUGGCACAGCCGAUGAGGCUGGUGUACCGCAGAAGGCAGUCUGCCAGCUGAGUGGUGCCCUGAUGCACGACCCUGUCAGUACACCAGAUGGGUAUCUCUUUGAGAGGGCGGCCCUUGAGGACUGGACCAGCCAGCAUGGAUCGAAUCCUCUCACUGGUGCUCCGCUGGCCAUGGAUGAGGUAGUGGAGAGGGAAGACAUUGCAAACAUCAUUCAGGGGUACCAGCUGCAGAUGCUGUCCGUCUCGCAAGUGGCUCCCGAAGCCAUUGACGGCUCUGUGCCAGAGGUGCGGGCUGCUGCGGACCCAGAUGUCCCAGCGCCGCCUCCCACGAAGCCAGUGGAGACAGGGCCUUCCUUAUUGGGAGACUUGCCCUCACUUUCCAAGAACGACGAGUCUCAAAACAAAAGAAAGGAGAAGCAAAAGAUUCGAAUAGAAUCCCGAUCAGUGGUUGAUUGCCCUGAGGACAUGCGAUGCGCCAUUGACGGAAAAGUCAUGGUGAAUCCGGUCCUGUCACGCUACGGGCAUCAUUUCGAGAAAAAGACGUUGGAAAAAUGGUUUGGAAACUGCGGAUCAGUGUGUCCGAUAACGCAGAAGCCACUCCGGAUGGAGGAGUGUCAACCAGACCAGGAGAUGAAGAAAAGGAUCGUCAAGUUCCUCAAGGGCUCUACUGUCUGA